CCAGUGGGGUGUGUAGAGCAACUUGCAGCACCAUUUAAAUCAACGCUUUCAAGUGCUAUAGGAGCAGUAAACAGCAUUGGGAGGCAUCCGUGCUGAAUUUGGGACGUAAUUUCGGGACUGUCGCAAACAUGAUUGCCACCACACAACAGAACAUGACAACGGAGCUGCAGGAUUUGGGCAGCACGGGAGGACCUCCCCGAAACUGGAAGGGAAUCGGCAUCGCCCUGGUGGUCAUCCUGGCGGUGAUGUCCUUGGUCACCCUUUCCAUUUUUCUUCUGACCCCUGAUGAAUCUCAUCUCCUGCGUUUCUCUCAUCUAACCAUGGAGAACCUAGAAAAUGAAGAUUUUCAAGUUCAUGAUCCCUGUGUGACAUGGCUAAAUGAGAACGAGGUGUCGUUGUGCACACGUGAGGGUCACGUUUUGAUCCACAAUCUCAGCACCAACGUAACAACCACACUGCUAGACAACAGCACCCUGGAUCUGAAGUCCAUGAAGUUCCAGGUUUCUGCUGACAAGAGGUUCAUCCUAAUGGCCUAUAAUAUCCGCCAUGUUUUCUCACAGUCCUUCACUGCAUCUUUUGCAAUCUACACUGUGACCAGCGGGGAAAUUGUGGAACUUACACCACCAGAUGAGGAUACGUCUGUACUUCAGUAUGCAGCGUGGGGGCCUCAAGGGAACCAGCUGGUCUAUGUUUUUGAGAAUGACAUCUACUACAAGCCUGAUGUUUCCAGCAAGGCGAUGCGUUUGACAACCACAGGGAGAAGCGGACUGGUGGUUAACGGGCUGUCUGAUUGGACCUAUGAGGAGGAGGUACUUCUGAAAUAUCCUGCACUCUGGUGGGCCAAAGACGGUGCCCGACUGGCAUAUCUUUCUAUUAACAACUCGGCAACCCCUAUUAUGGAGAUACCUUACUUCCUGGGCGGGAUUUAUCCAUCUAAUGUCCUCUAUCCAUAUCCAAAGGCAGGAUCCAGAAUCCCAUCAGCCAGUCUGUUUGUGGUGAAUUUAUACGGUCCAGCACACACAUUAGAAAUGAUUGCACCUGACUCUCAGAACAACAGAGAGAGCUACAUCUCUAUGGUGAGUUGGAUCAGCAGCACCCGUCUGGCCAUGCGAUGGUUGAACCGGGUCCAGAAUCAUUCUGUACUGUGCGUGUGCGAGGCCACAACAGGAGCCUGUUCAGAGAGGCACCAAAUGACAUUGGACUUUUGGCACAACUAUCAGCGGCAGGACGAGCCAAUGUUCACGGCAGAUGGUUCCCUGUUUUACCUCAUCUUGCCUGCCAAGCAAGGUGCCCGUGGGGAGUUUCUUCACAUCGCCAGUCUCCCUGCUCAGGAUUCAACUCCUGUUUCUCCUCGCUUUCUAACAUCUGGAAACUGGGAUGUAAUCUCACUGUGCGCCCUUGAUGAGGAGAACGAUAAAAUAUAUUUCCUGAGUACGGAGGAGUCUCAGCAGAGCAGACACUUGUACAGCGUGGAGCUGGGAGGAGUUUUUCAUCGCCAGUGUCUGACGUGCAACCUGUUUGAACGAUGCAACUUCUUCAAAGCGGAUUUCAGCCCCAACCAGACAUAUUUUACCCUCUACUGCUUGGGUCCAGGUGUCCCAAGAGUGACUAUCCAUAGCACAAGUGACCCAUCCAGAUACAUAGUGGUGGAAGACAACAGCCUUCUUGCAAUAUCUCUCGAAACGAAAAGGUUUCCGGAGACAAUUUUCCGGACGUUUUCCUCCGACAACAAUGACUUAGAUCUGAAGAUGUCUUUGCCCCCUGGGUACGAGGGAAACCUGCACCCUCUGCUUAUUAUCAUUGAUGGUAUUCCUGGCAGGCAAUCCGUAACAGAUGACUUUGCCCUGGGCUGGCCAGAGGUUUUGUCAAGUCUGCACGAUGUGGCGCUUGCCUGGAUAGACAGUAGGAGCCGACUGUCACAGGGACAGAAAAGCAGCACUCUGGAUCCCCUUAAGAUGGGUUCACUACGCAUUAAAGACCAGCUUGCUGUUGUCGAGUGGUUAACACAGCUGCCAUACAUUGAUGGAAGAAGAAUAGCUGUGUAUGGAAAGGGAUUUGGUGGUUAUUUAAGUUUGAAGAUGUUGACAGCAACCGAACAGAUGUUUAAAUGUGCUGCUGUUGCGGCUCCUAUUACAAAUUUCAAGCUCUAUAGUGCCACUUUCUCAGAAAGAUACCUGGGUCUUCCUACAAAAGAGGAACAUUCCUACAUGACUGCGUCUUUGUUGGACGACAUCCACAAGCUAAAAGACGAAAGCUUUCUCCUUAUACACGGGACUGCAGAUGCUCGGGUCCAUUUCCAGCACAGCGCUGAAUUACUAAGCCGCCUGGUGAAAGUGGAGGCCAACUACACCCUUCAGCUGUACCCAGAUGAAGGUCACAUCUUGAGACAAGAGCAGAGCACCCAGCACCUACACCGCACCCUCCUUAACUACCUCCAGAACUGCCUCAAACACGACCCCUUCCUCGAAGCGGAAGAGGAAGAGGAUGAGGAAGAUGAAUAAUCUCUUCCACCGUGUCAACUCUCGUCCCUUAGACAAGAGGAGCCCUUGUUUGCUCAAGCACUAAGGUUGGAUUACCGAGAGAAGGAAAAAUUGGGCUCGGGAAGACCAAAUCCACCAGCUAUUUAUAGCCAACACAACUUUGAAUAAUCAGACCAAUGACCAUCGGUGUCUCUUAAGUGUCUUUCCUUGAAUGAAUUAGAAGACAAUGGGAACUGGUUCGAUUCAUACAGUCUACAAAUGAAGCACAUAUAAAGUCAUUCAAUCAACAUCUUUUAUCAGGUUAAAUGGGUAAAAUGAAUAAAAGAUGCUGUAUAGUCAUUGAUGUCAUAGUGCCACCUUGUGGUCAAAGAAAAUAUUUAAUAUACAGUAUGUGAUAUGCAGCAUGAAUAGGGUUGGGGAAUACAAACACGAAAAAACUCAACUUUAUGUAGUGGCCUAUACUGUGAAAGAUUUGAUUGAAUGUGACAUGUUAUUUGAUCCUGGCUCUUGAUAUGCAUGACAAACUGACUGCAUGGUGCUGUUUACUGUUUCAAAAUCUCUCUGCCAAACACAGUAGAGUCCUUUCGUACAAAUGCUGAACUUGUACACUAGAUGUCAGCAUGUAGUGUGCACAGACAGCAUGUUUAAAACACAGGGAGCGUCUUUAAAGCACUGCAGUAUGCACAGGCCGUCCUCCCUGUAGAGUGCAAAUUCAAUGCCACAAUCUCUGAAUCAUACUGCAUGCUGCUGUUUACAAAGCCUCAUCGGGUAUACAUCAAAUCUCUUCUGAGCCAUGCUGUAGAUAUUUUCACACAGAGUAACCACGUUUUAAUCGGCAAACAAUUGCCAUUGUCAUGCAUAUGCAGACUUCAUGUUUACAAGCAAAAUGUGCCAAAUAUUUUGUGACCAAACUUUUGAAUAUUAAGUUUCUGAAUUCUUUGAAAGUAUUUUUAUUUGUUUAAGAGUUUCAUUAAUUGCAAUUUGUUAUCCCUGACAAAAUACAUAUUGUGGAGGUAGCAUGGUGCAGGUGUUAUACCAGGGUAUUUUGAUAUAUAUACCAUUCUAUUUACAUGUAUUCCCAUACAUCAUAUAGACCAUAUUUAGUUUCACUCAGUUGAUUAAUAAUUAUUGUAACAUAUGCAGGUUCGAGAAGCUGGAGGUUUAUCAGCUCAGUGACAUCAAUAAAACAAAACAUAUGAUAAACUGAAGAUAAAACAUUUAUGAGGAAACAGAUUACACACAACAGUAAUAAAAACAAUAUUGGUAGAUUAAAGUACAUUGCUGAAACACAUAACACAAUGUUCUGCCCACCUUUUUCAUUUGCCAAUCAAAUGUUUAGUUUAUUUCUUUUUGUGACCUUCAUGUAUUGCAAAAAUGUAUGUAUGUAAAAAACCUUGUAAGUUGUGUGCAAACAUUGUGAUGCAAUGAAUCAAGUUACAUAUCCAAGAAUGAUCUAUUGUGCUGUUGGUCCAAGAAAAUCCAGAGCCAUUUUAAUGUCAUAGGCAGCAUGAAGUUUGAAUUGAAAUCCCUCAACCUCUGUAUCCUUUGAUUUUAAUGAACCUUUUCCAAUAAAUGCAGAUUUUUUGUA
This is a messenger RNA of Paramisgurnus dabryanus, 4068 nucleotides long. Its product is annotated as inactive dipeptidyl peptidase 10. Gene Ontology annotation, cellular component: plasma membrane; voltage-gated potassium channel complex. Lineage: Eukaryota; Metazoa; Chordata; Actinopteri; Cypriniformes; Cobitidae. Gene Ontology annotation, biological process: proteolysis; regulation of potassium ion transmembrane transport. Gene Ontology annotation, molecular function: serine-type peptidase activity. The record is from RefSeq and is a predicted model, not a curated record.